Molecule: messenger RNA, 1682 nt
Organism: Elaeis guineensis (African oil palm)
Lineage: Eukaryota; Viridiplantae; Streptophyta; Magnoliopsida; Arecales; Arecaceae
Product: probable F-box protein At2g36090
Molecular function (GO): protein binding
Source: RefSeq, a predicted model, not a curated record
CCAGAUAUCCUAUUCCCGGAAUAACCAAUCCCGAACGGUGUCACAUCUUAAUGUUUCCCUUCCAAGAUAUCCCAACAGAUAAAAAACUACCAUCAAAAUGUCGCUUACCGGGAUCCCCUCCCCCUUUUCUAUAUAAAAGCGACCGCCCUUCUCCCUCCCUUCGGCUCAAAGGCGAGAUUUUUAACUCGAUAUCGAUUCCGAUGGCCCCUGAACCGACGGCGGCCGGCCGCGAAGCCACCACGAUAGAGGACCUCCACGACGACAUCCUGACGAGAGCUCUCGGGCUCCUGGACGGGCCGGCGCUGGCGGCUUCGAGCUGCGCCACCGCCCACCUCCGGUCGCUCUCCACCCAGCCCCACCUCUGGCGCGACCUCUGCUUCUCCACCUGGCCCUCCCUCCGCCAUCCCCGCCUCCUCCACCUCCUUCCCUCCUUCCCCCACUCCCACCACUCCUUCUUCUCCGAUGCCCACCCCUUCCCCUUUCCUCGCGCCAGCAUCGCCGCCGGCGAAGGCCGCCGCCUCACGGAGCUCAUCUCCGCGGUCGAUCUCUGCCACGACGGCGCCCCGAUAUUCUCCCGCGUCGUGGAGACGGAAACCACCACUCCCUGGUUCCAAGGCGCGCCCUUUCGGAUCGACGCCAUCGAACGGAAGGAUCCGGCGGCGGCGACGCCGACGAUUUCGCCGGCGGAGUUAACCUUGAGCUGGGUCGUGAUCGACCCGGUCGGACUCCGGGCGGUAAACCUAUCGAGCCGGCGACCGGUGGCGGUGGACCGGCACUGGUACACGGCAGAGACCCUGGUCCGGUUCGCGACGGUUUUGGAGGCGGGCGGGUCGGUUUACUCGGCCGCGGUGGUGGUCACGUGCGGGGAGGAGACGGGGCACGUGAGGGAGGCGAGCCUAACGGUUGAAAACCUGGAUGGUGCUUGCUUGAAUGGGAGAGUCAGUUUGGGAAUCCUAGGGGCCACAUUAGAGGGUGAAAGGAGGAGGGAAACGGAAGGAGAAACGAUGGAGAGAUACGAGGAGUUUUCGAAGGCUAGACGGCGGCGGAAGGAGCGGACUGUGAGGAGGGAGAGGAUGCUGGACAUGUUGUGCACCGGCCUCGGGGUCUCAGUGUUCCUCAGUUUCUUAUUAAUGAUGGCUUUCAGAUAAUUCCCAUAGAUAAAAUCCAAGAAGAGAGUAGUAUAAUACUUCUUUUAUUCAUCGCCGGUCGGUUGGUCCGCCGGAAAUAUUGGAUCGGCAGCCAAGACCAGGAAACAAACCUCCCCAGGUCAUGUAUGGGCGCCAGCAACGGAAGCAAUGUCCAUCAUACAUCAAAAUAUAUGCCUAUAUGAGACAAGAAAGCUCAUGGAUAAGGGAUCAGAGAUUACGAGCGUGGUUAAACACAUCUAGUCCAGUCCAGAAAUAAGAAGAAGAGGCAAACACAGGAAGAGGAAUUAUCUUGAUAGCAAGGCAAACAAGUAAUUUCACCAGAUCAGGAUUGUCGCUAUGGUCUUGUAAUAUCUCAAAUUGGGAUUCCCCUCAUGUUAAUAUUCUGGACAUUACAACAAAUGAGCUGUCUUCCAGGUAAUGUUUCAUAAUCACAGAAAGAUAUUAAUCAAAGAUUUUCUUUAGGAAAUAAGAGAAGGGUACCCUAGUAUAUCUUAUAAUCUGGGCAGUUAAAUGGAUCAUGUUCUGUACCAAAAA